Messenger RNA from Coregonus clupeaformis (lake whitefish), 524 nucleotides. RefSeq names its product OCIA domain containing 2 (gene ociad2). The transcript is spliced from 4 exons. Gene Ontology annotation, cellular component: mitochondrial inner membrane. Lineage: Eukaryota; Metazoa; Chordata; Actinopteri; Salmoniformes; Salmonidae. The coding region runs from base 1 to 375 and encodes 124 amino acids. The record is from RefSeq and is a predicted model, not a curated record.
AUGUUCCUCUCAGCUCUUCCCCUCUCUAUGGGAAGCAUGGCUGUCACUGGGGGGGCUCAUCUUUCAUCUUUAAAUCAAGGAGUUUGGAGUGUAUCAAAGAAAAUUGGGCCAUUCCCAAAACUAGCAGCAGCUGGCAUCCUUGGUUGUUAUGCAGUGGGGAAGGCUUCCUAUGUUCCAACCUGCAGAAAUAGGUUCCAGAGACUUGGGCUGGUCUUUGGUCCAGAAUCUGAAUAUGGUUUUGGACCUGGCCCAUUUGGAGGCCGUGGCUUUGGAGGGCGUGGUUCUGGCCCAGGACCCAGACACUGCCACCAUGUGUGUGAAGAGUGUAAGCGACAGCAAGCCCCUGCUACACCAACAGAGGCUGUGCAAAGCUAAAACACACACACACACACACACACACUCUCAAUUCUAAUGAUCCUCAUCUAUUCUCCCAAGUAUGUUUGACACACCUUGGAGCCAAUCCAGGCGAUGCAUUGCAAAUAGACAUGACGUAAUUGUUUUGUAUAAGUUCUACAAAAAAUAAA